UCUUAGAUGUUCCAAGAAAAAAUCAGAGGGAUACUUGAAAAACACGAGUACUGAAGUCAUCGCACACACGUUGUCUUUCAUUGGAACAAAUGCUUGAUCUCACGGCAAUGGCCUCAGGGGAAUCAAAAUUACCACUUGAAACUCAAAGGUUGCAAAUUUAUUCCAAACCAAAUUCUGGGGUCUCACCUUUUUGGAGAGAAAAGUAUGAAAGAGAAGCUAAGAAAUAUUGGGAUGUCUUCUACAAACACCACAAAGACAAGUGAUGAUACCUUUCAUCAGUUUUUCAAAGACCGGCAUUACUUGGAUAAGGAAUGGGGAGAUUACUUUUCAGGAGGAGGAAAGAAAGUAAUUUUGGAGGUUGGGUGUGGAGCUGGAAAUACCAUAUUUCCUGUUAUAGCAUCAUAUCCAGAUGCUUUUGUUUAUGCAUGUGAUUUCUCACGACGAGCUAUUGAAUUGGUUAAGAUGCAUGAAGACUUUAAGGAGUCCCAUGUUCACGCUUUCGUUGCUGACUUGACAGCCGAUGAUUUAUGCAAAGAGAUUAUUCCAUCUUCUGUUGACAUUGUUACAAUGAUAUUUAUGUUAUCUGCAGUGUCCCCAGAAAAGAUGCCUAUUGUUUUGCAGAAUAUUAAAAAAGUUCUAAAACCAAAUGGAUAUGUGCUGCUGCGAGACUAUGCUACUGGAGACCUUGCUCAGGAGAGAUUAUCUGGCAAGGAUCAAAAGAUAACUGAUAACUUCUAUGUUAGAGGUGACGGCACUCGCGCUUACUAUUUUUCAAACGAGUUCUUGACAAAUUUAUUCAAAGAAAAUGGUUUCGAUGUUCACAAACUUGAUGUGUGCUGCAAAGAAGUUGAGAACCGCUCAAGGGAGUUGAUAAUGAAACGGCGUUGGGUCCAAGCUGUAUUUUGUGUUUCAGAUGGUUCCAACUCUUCCAGUAAAGAAACUGAGGUCAAUCAUCUUGAUAGUGAUAACAAUAUUGGCACGGAAAUCGAGAAAAAUAAUUGUGGUAGUAUAACUGACACUGUAAUUGACAUGUCUGAGGGAGUUGGGGCUGACAUGUUUGGAGUCUUGCCUUCCGACGAGUAUGAGAUUAUGGAGAUCAACCUUAGAGGCUGGAAUUUCAAGAUUAACUUACUAUCAAAAGAGUACCAACAUACCUGCAAAUCAACUGGUUUGAUGCUGUGGGAAUCGGCCCGAUUAAUGGCUUCCGUCCUUGUAGAAAAUCCCAAUAUUGUUUCUGGAAAAAGGGUAUUGGAGUUAGGGUGUGGCAGUGGUGGAAUCUGCUCUAUGAUUGCUUCUAGACACGCUGAUCGAGUAGUUGCUACAGAUGGAGAUGAUUUUUCUCUUGACCUAUUAGCCAAAAAUGUUGCAUCUAAUAUUGAACAACCAUUGCUGACUAAACUAACUACAAAAAAACUUGAGUGGGGAAACAAAGAUCACAUAGAAAGCAUAAAGGAGUUGAGUGAUAGAGGCUUCAAUGUCAUCAUCGGCACUGACGUUACAUACGUUGCUGAAGCUAUAUUGCCUUUGUUUGCAACUGCAAAAGAACUUAUUGCUCCAAGUGAAAGUAAUAAAGAUGAGAAUGUUCCUGUACUUAUUCUUUGCCAUAUCUUUCGCCGUGUCGACGAACCAACGUUACUUUCAGCUGCAGUGCAAUUUGGGUUUAGAUUAGUAGACAAGUGGCCUACCGGAAAUUCGCCUGAAACGUCUCGAAGUGUUAUUGACAAUUGGUUUAUGGACAAUGAUUUAAAGGAUGAUCUUCCUAAUAGUGCAUUAAACAUAUUGGUCUUCAGCAUGGAGUGAAAUCAAGUAUAACAUUCUAGCUUGAAUUAAUUAAUACAAGCUGUUUUGUUGAUUCUUUUUACAAUACAAAAUGAGAAGUAUAAUGCUUUUUACAUGUUGAUUUAUUGUAGUACCCUUUGAUUGUGUUACAAGUUCUGUGUAUUUUUAUUAAUGUUGUAUUUUAAAAUCCUAUUGAUUUGCUCCUCACUUUGGGAGUGCCAUUCAUAUGUAGAACAUUCUCAUCAUUAGCUUGAAAUUAAAAGGCCAACUUUUUGUUUUGUGGUUA
Molecule: messenger RNA, 2065 nt
Organism: Medicago truncatula (barrel medic)
Lineage: Eukaryota; Viridiplantae; Streptophyta; Magnoliopsida; Fabales; Fabaceae
Exons: 12
Coding region: 205-1800 (531 amino acids)
Source: RefSeq, a predicted model, not a curated record